CUGUGAGUGUGUGUGUCACUGUGACUCUUCUCAUGUGUGUUGCUGGAAGUCAAGCAGUAGACCUGCUAAGGGCAAAUGCUGCAUCAGGGAAUCCUCCCUCCAUUCCCAGGGUGCAAUGUUGGUGUGCAAGCUAUCCAAACCAGUCUUUUUGCUCCUGGCCUGAGCCUCCUCAUUCUCCACCAAUACACUACAUUGCCACCUACAGUGAGAGACACAGACAGCUGGACACAAAGCACUGUCAGCUCAUCCGACCAGGCUCUUCAUCCUCUGCACUGAUCUCAGCAUCCUCUUCCUCUGAUCGGCUCUGGCACUGCCUCCUACCUGACUUAAAGCUUUUCACUGACUACAUCAUCAACAUCACAGCAGUUUAUCCCGGCAAAAGCAGCUCCAGUCUAAAAAGUUUUAUGUUGGAGGAAAUUGUGAAACCAAAUCCUCCCGUAGAUGUUCGGGUUUCCCCUCAUCUUAUAAAAGGCUUGACACUGGAGUGGUCUGCUCCCCCUACUUGGGCUAACCUUGACAUCUUCCCCCUUAUCUAUGAGAUACAAUACCACAGGGAAAGCACGGGCACUCCACAGUAUCACAACGUGGAUACACAUCAUACCAAGAUUGAACUGGUUCUGGUUACCCCAGGCACCUACCAGUUCCAGGUCUGCGCUAAGGAGCUGCUGGGUCUGGGCAAGUGCAGCGACUGGAGCUCACCUGUGAACAUCACUAUACCAAAAACAAAACUGUGA
Molecule: messenger RNA, 734 nt
Organism: Scomber japonicus (chub mackerel)
Lineage: Eukaryota; Metazoa; Chordata; Actinopteri; Scombriformes; Scombridae
Gene: ebi3
Product: Epstein-Barr virus induced 3
Exons: 6
Coding region: 33-734 (233 amino acids)
Biological process (GO): cytokine-mediated signaling pathway
Cellular component (GO): external side of plasma membrane
Molecular function (GO): protein binding; cytokine receptor activity
Source: RefSeq, a predicted model, not a curated record